This is a messenger RNA of Macadamia integrifolia, 1436 nucleotides long. RefSeq names its product 2Fe-2S ferredoxin-like. Gene Ontology annotation, biological process: P450-containing electron transport chain. Bases 570 to 1088 code for a protein of 172 amino acids. The transcript is spliced from 8 exons. The record is from RefSeq and is a predicted model, not a curated record. Gene Ontology annotation, molecular function: 2 iron, 2 sulfur cluster binding. Gene Ontology annotation, cellular component: mitochondrion. NCBI's taxonomy places the organism in Eukaryota, Viridiplantae, Streptophyta, Magnoliopsida, Proteales, Proteaceae.
AGGACAAAAGCUACGAGCAAAAGGUCCACAAAUCUACAAUCGGCUACGACUUCUCUCUCCUCUUUCAUCUGAAUUUUCUCUACUCCUGUAGUCCUGUACCGCACGUACCGGUAAGAAAAAGUUGGAGAUUUUCGAUGUAUACACGUUAGAAUUGGCUUUCCUGAUAUCAGUAGGUCACAACAGAAACAGCAGUCCUUGGUUUUUGAAGCAGGUCUCUUCUGUAAUUAGCUGCAUCGAGUAUGUUCAUCUCUAAACUUUCUUCACAAGUGGGGCAGAUGGUUAAGGGCUUCACAAGAGAUGCACUCACCCAAUCAGACAAGGACUGAUCAAUGUCAAGCUACAAUCUAGAUGGAUUUCUUCUUUAAUCAGAGAAGACCUCAACAAUUUCAUUCCUUCCAAAAAAACCCAAAAAAUGAAGUAGGGAGUGAUCGCCAAACAGGAGCAGAUUUUGGAGGGAGCUGAAUCAGACCAAUAAGGAAAAAUAUGUUUGGGAGCCCCUCCUUGACCAAACAAGCCCAAGAAAUAACUCCACAAUACCACAGCAACAUUGCAUUCCAAGAACAUGUGGAAUGCUGUUUUCUCAUCCUUAUGGCAAAGGUCAAUUGAAAUAUGUAACAAGAACAGAAAAUAUGCGAAGAUCAUACAGUUGUUAUUUACAGCAUCUGAAACACCGUCCUUUCUCCACCACAGCUGCAGAAAUCAAUUGUGAGGAGGGCAACGAACAAAAAGAGAAGAUAUCUGUCACAUUUGUUGACAAGGAUGGAGAGGAGAUGCAUAUCAAAGUUCCGAUUGGAAUGUCUAUGUUAGAAGCUGCCCAUGAAAAUGAUAUAGAACUUGAAGGAGCAUGUGAAGGCUCCCUUGCAUGUUCAACAUGUCAUGUUAUUGUCACAGAUGUCAAUUACUAUAAUAAACUGGAAGACCCAACUGAUGAGGAGAACGAUAUGUUGGAUCUUGCUUUCGGUCUCACAGAAACGUCUCGCUUGGGUUGUCAAGUGAUUGCAAAGCAUGAUCUAGAUGGAAUUCGCGUAGCACUUCCUGUUGCCACUCGAAACUUUGCUGUUGAUGGCUAUGUACCAAAACCACACUGAUGCAAUGCAAUUUUUCCUAGUUUUGUACCAUCCCUCUAUUUGUUGUAGGACCAUAUGCAUAAGUAGUUAAUAAUCACCAGUUCUUUACACUGUGGCAGUACCAUAUGCUUUAACCCAUUGAGGAUCCCAAGGGGCUAAGAACCCUUGCCUGGGUUUUGGAGCUGACCUCUGCUUCCCGGGAAAAAGAAAGAAUAUUUGGUAACUCACAGCAAGAUCAGUAUUUAGUAGAUUGUUUAGGAUUGCACUGUAUUGAGCGCAGUUUUGUUGGGAAGAGGUUGUCUCAGGAAUUUUAACAAUUUUUUUAUCUGCAUGGUGAAAAUAAAUUAAUCUCACCCUGUGUGUAUGCAA